Molecule: messenger RNA, 1141 nt
Organism: Anopheles funestus (African malaria mosquito)
Lineage: Eukaryota; Metazoa; Arthropoda; Insecta; Diptera; Culicidae
Product: farnesol dehydrogenase-like
Exons: 2
Coding region: 49-789 (246 amino acids)
Molecular function (GO): oxidoreductase activity
Source: RefSeq, a predicted model, not a curated record
CUACUACAGCACCUUCGGUGAUCAGUUCACUCGCCGAUAUUGUGCACAAUGGAUCGUUGGGUAGGAAAGGUGGCGAUCGUGACGGGUGCUAGCUCCGGAAUAGGGGCAAACGCUGUACAGGCUCUUGCCCGUGCUGGCAUGAUUGUGGUAGGUAUGGCACGUCGCGUUGAACGCGUAGAGCAGCUAAAGAAAAAUCUGCCACCGGAAGUUGGAAGCCGUAUACACGCGUACCGGUGCGAUGUGACCAGUGAGGAAUCGAUAGUGAAUGCUUUCGCUGCUGUCGAUCGUCAGCUGGGUGGGGUGGAUGUGUUGAUCAACAAUGCAGGCGUGUCGAAGCUAACCUGCACGCUAUUAACACCGGGAAAUGCUGAAGAUUUGCGCACGGUGAUGGACACGAACGUGAUGGGGCUGGUGCUGUGCAGCCGAGAAGCGUUCCAAUCGAUGAAACGUCGCCAGGUGGCCGGUCAUAUAGUGAACAUUAACAGCAUUCUCGGACACAAGUACAUUGGGUUUCCCAACCUAAACAUCUACGGUGCAUCCAAGUACGCCGUUACGGCGAUAACGGAAACGUUGCGAAAUGACCUGCGCAACGAAGGCACCAAGGUGAAGGUCACGAGCAUCAGUCCCGGAAUUGUGCGGACGGAGAUGGUACCCGAGGGUAAACAGUUCGAAAAUACGCCUAUGCUGGAGGCGGACGACAUUGUUGGAGCGAUUCUGUAUACGCUGGGCACUCCUCCUCAUGUGCAGGUGCAUGAGGUUAUCAUCAAGCCGGUGGGCGAAUUGGCUUAGUGUUGAAAUAGCAUUCUUUCGAAGUUAUAAUUAGUCUUUCUCCAUUCUUUUACCUUAAAUACCUGUAACAUCAUAUCAACUUAACUCCAACUACUAAGCUAUUUCAAUUGUAAAGAUUUGAUAAAGUUCUGUAUCAAUCCAACAGUAAAGUACUAUCACACACUUAUUACGGAAAACGUGUCUGCGUUACGCAAACGAAUAUCACACGUGAGAACCUCUUCACGCAAAUGAUGCAACGAAUCAAGAGCCAUAAAUCUGCCGCAUCAUGCUGUAGUAGCAUUCUUCAAUAGGUGGAGUCAUUAGCAGCCGUUUUUGCUAGAAACAUUCCGUAAUAAAGUCAAUAUUACAUCAA